UCCAAAGUUGAGACUGUGACCAAUUGGCCGAAACCUACAAAUGUUGGAGAAGUGCGGGGUUUUCUGGGUCUAGCCGGUUAUUAUCGAAGAUUUAUAGAAGGAUUUUCCAAGAUAGCAAGUCCUAUGACACAAUUGACUCGGAAGGGUACUGAGUUCGUAUGGUCAAAGAAAUGCGAGCAGAGUUUCCAAGAAUUAAAGGACAAACUCAUAUCUGCACCAGUGUUGACUAUUCCAGACGAUUCGGAAGGUUUUGUGAUUUAUAGUGAUGCAUCCAAGCUUGGUUUAGGAUAUAUUUUGAUGCAACAUGGGGAAGUCAUUGCUUAUGCUUCGAGGCAAUUGAAGCAAUAUGAAUAG
This is a messenger RNA of Olea europaea var. sylvestris, 354 nucleotides long. RefSeq lists its product as uncharacterized. Lineage: Eukaryota; Viridiplantae; Streptophyta; Magnoliopsida; Lamiales; Oleaceae. The annotation marks the transcript as partial. The transcript has a single exon. The record is from RefSeq and is a predicted model, not a curated record.